UUUUUUUAUGUCGAGUUAUCACCUCUUGAACUCGACACCCAUCCCGGAGUCCAAAGUCUCUCCUGCACAGAUCGUCGGUAAUAAAAGCGCAGUGUUGAGUCUCAUUUGAUUUGCACAGCAACAGGCCGAGCAUGUCCGGGACCGCAGAGCCGGAGCCAUUGUCCAGCAGGGAGAGAUGCCCUCAGGCCAAAGGUUUGGAGAGUGUGGCCCCACUGGUGAGCUCUGUGGAGGAAAGCCCUGAUCCCAUCCCAACUACCAUCACAGGAACGAUCCCAACAUGGAUCAACGGGAGCUUCCUGAGGAACGGUCCGGGGAAGUUUGAAUUUGGCCAAGACAGAUACACCCACUGGUUCGACGGCAUGGCAAUGAUGCACAGAUUUCACAUCAGUGAAGGCAACGUGACCUACAGUAGCCGUUUCCUGAGAAGUGACUCGUACGUGCGUAACUCGGAGAAGAACCGCAUCGUUGUGUCAGAGUUCGGAACGCUGGCCAUGCCUGAUCCCUGCAAGAACAUCUUUGCGCGAUUCUUCUCACGUUUUCAGACCCCAAAGGCCACGGACAAUGCCAGCGUGAAUUUUGUCAAGUACAAAGGAGACUAUUUCGUCAGCACCGAAACCAACUACAUGAGAAGGAUCGAUCCUCAAACUCUGGAGACAAAAGAAAAGGUGGACUGGAGCCAAUACGUUGCUAUCAAUGCAGCCACAGCCCACCCACAUUAUGACCGCCAAGGGGGCACGUACAACAUGGGCAACUCUUACGGGAAAGGAGGUUUCUUCUACAACAUCAUCCGCGUGCCCCCACCUGGGGAGGCGGGGGCGAGCGACGACUGCGCAGACCUCUACGGAGCUAAAGUGAUCUGCUCCAUCCGAGCAAAGGAACCCAGAAAACCCUGCUACUAUCACAGCUUCGUCAUGUCUGAGAACUACAUAGUGUUUGUGGAGCAGCCCAUCAAGUUGGAUCUGCUCAAGUUCAUGCUUUACCGCAUCCAAGGAAAGAGUUUCCAAAAGGUCAUGACCUGGGAUCCCUGUUGCGACACCGUCUUCCACCUGGUCAACCGGCACACUGGAAAAGAGAGUGAAGUGACGUACCGCGCAGCUCCCAUGUUCACGCUGCAUCAGAUCAACGCCUUUGAGGACAACGGACUGCUGGUUAUGGACAUGUGCUGCGGGGAUGACGGACAGGUCAUCGGUGACUUCACCCUGGAGAACCUCCGCAGAGAUCCAGGAGAGGAGUUGGACAAGUUUUACAACUCACUGUGCAGAAACCUGCCAAGGAGAUACGUCCUGCCGUUAAAUGUCGGCAAAUCGGCCCCCCUGGAGCAGAACCUGGUGACCUUGCCUAACUAUAAAGCCACGGCCAAAAUGACCAAACCUGGAGAGGUAUACAUGACCCACGAGGAACUUCACGACGAUGAACUUCUGCAAUACGGUGGCCUGGAGUUCCCUCAGAUCAACUACGAGCAAUACAACGGACGACCUUACCGCUACUUCUAUUCAUGUGGUUUUGGACAUGUCUUCAGUGACUCGCUGCUCAAGAUGGACGUGCACACCAAGGAGCUCAAGGUGUGGCGCUAUCCCGGCUUGUUCCCGUCCGAGCCUGUCUUUGUUGCUUCGCCUGAAGCGACCGAGGAAGAUGACGGAGUUGUUUUGUCAGUCAUUAUCACACCGCGGGAAGACAAAAGUGCGUUCCUUCUCGUUCUGGAUGCCAAGUCGUUCAGGGAACUGGGCAGAGCCGAGGUGCCCGUCAAUAUCCCAUAUGGGACGCACGGUGUCUUCAAUCACAUGGCCUAAUAGUUCCACAAACAACAUUGAUGAAGAGAUGCUUGAAUGGUGUUCCAGGUAGCAAACUUGUCCUGAAGUGCUCUUAACUAAAAGCCAAAUGGAAGGAUUUGAAGGACAAAUCCCUUUUCAGAAAUGCAUAACCAAAUGGCAGCAGAAGACAAUAAAAUGAAAUCAAUUUCCA
Messenger RNA from Syngnathus typhle (broad-nosed pipefish), 1962 nucleotides. It is a transcript of the gene bco2l, whose product is annotated as beta-carotene 15, 15-dioxygenase 2, like. Gene Ontology annotation, cellular component: mitochondrion. Gene Ontology annotation, biological process: carotene catabolic process; retinal metabolic process. NCBI's taxonomy places the organism in Eukaryota, Metazoa, Chordata, Actinopteri, Syngnathiformes, Syngnathidae. Bases 132 to 1790 code for a protein of 552 amino acids. The transcript is spliced from 12 exons. Gene Ontology annotation, molecular function: carotenoid dioxygenase activity; beta-carotene 15,15'-dioxygenase activity. The record is from RefSeq and is a predicted model, not a curated record.